Molecule: messenger RNA, 1389 nt
Organism: Paramecium tetraurelia
Lineage: Eukaryota; Ciliophora; Oligohymenophorea; Peniculida; Parameciidae
Exons: 1
Source: RefSeq, a predicted model, not a curated record
AUGUUAAGUACAAAAAAUCAAAUUCAUAGAAAAACUAUAUCAAAUGCAAAAAGCAAUGAAACCCAUAAAAAAAGUUGUAACUAAUAUUAAUUAAGACAAUCUAAUAUUCAAAUAGCAUAAUAAUUAUCAUGUUUGUAAAUGCUAAAAAUAUUAGUAUCAGGAUCUUCUAAAUCACUCAAUAAGAACACUUUAAAGACAAGAAUACGUACAGAAGGGAAUGAAAAGCAAUUUAAAGCUCAUACUUCUGCAUCUCCUACAAAAGAUAAAGAUUAAGAAUAAUCAGCAUCUCCUCCCUAAAGAAAUACUAAUUCUUAAGUUGAUGUAAUCACAAACUUGUUAAAUUCAAAUAUGACUCACACGGAAUACAAACGAAUAUCUAGAGAUUAAAGAAAUCAAAGCGCGGAUUUUCAAUAAUUGUUAGCAUAAUAACAACAAAAAUAGGAAAAUCGACUCUUGAAAAAUAAUGUCAAGAAGAAGUUCAAUUCUUAUGGCAAUCUAAAUGAUCAAGUUUAUUUUUCUUAAAGAGGAGGAUUGACUGAAUGUUAAUCAGCAGAUCAACUUGUAUAAAAUAACCCUUAGUAGAAACUAAUGAAUUCCAAAGGCUCAUACUCAAUGAAGCACUUCCCAUCUCCCAUGAACAUCUAUUCACAAUAAAUUACAUUGUAGGAAUUUAAAAACAAAUUAAGCAAUUUAAGUAAGGAUAUAAAAUAGAACAAAAAUCAAGUUGAAGAAGAAUUGUAGAAAACUCUAAAAAAGUAGUAACAUCUCUGUGAUUAAUACGAUCAAGAAGAUAGUCAAAAACAAUUCAGAUAAGAAAUUUCUUAAAGAAGCAAAUCAGUUGAUUCCUCUUCAUCUAGAUCUCGAUUGGAGAAUUCAAAAUAUUCUAAGGAUUUUCAGAAUUAACAUAAAGUAAAUCAUCAGCAAAACAACGCUUAGGGGGAUUUUAUCAUAAAAACUUAGAGUUAUCUAAAUUAGAAAAAGUUAGAGAGCAAAAUUGAUUAACUAGUAUUUCAAGUGUAGAUACUAAAGAAAAAGUCUGAGGAAUUGGAGCAAUAAAAUAGAUUUCUAUUUGAUAAUUUAACAAAGUUUUAGAAGGAAUCAGAUUGCAAUGCAGAUGUAUAAAGAUAUCAUUAAAUUUAAUAGGAACGUAACUUACUUAUGAAUAAAUUGGAUUAGAUGAUAGGAAUGUAAAAGAGAUAAGAAGAGAAUCUUAAUUUUUUUAAGUAGAUAUUUGCUAAAGGUUAUGAUUAAUCUCGAAGAAUAAAGACAGAAUAACAAUAGUAAUAAAAAGAAGAGGAUAAUUAAAAAAUAAAUUAAAAAACGGAGAUAUUGUCAAAGUAGAGACCAUUUGUCAAGUCAGCUUAUCAAGGACUUGAUUUUAAUGUCUGA